AUGGAUGAAACGGAUACGACAGAUAACAGCUUCCGUGCAACGAUCAUACAUCAACUUGAACGUCGAAAUAUUAUAUGCAGACAGUUCGAUUCCUUGUUCACUUCUUAUUGUGAACUAACAGAGUAUGUAGCGAAUGUUGCACGUAACGGUCGUAUACGUCACGGCUCGAGUGCUUCAUUAGCAGGAAGCUCGGAUCGCACGUUGGAACUGGAAGCUGAGCUUGCAGAUCUUUACCGUAAAAAGGAGCAAAAUGAUCAACAGUUGAUUGAAACAAACAAUCGUUUGGAAGUUGUUGUUCGAGAACUAAGCGCAGUUAGUAUUGUAAAAGAAGAGUGUCAAAAGGAGAAUCAAAAGUUGAAGAAAAAAUUGAAAGAAAAAGAAGAGGAAUUAACUGCAUUAAAAGAAGCAAACAUUUUUUUAAAGGAUGAACAUUUUGCUUUGCAGGCAAGUUAUAAUAGCAUCGAAAACAAAUAUCGAGAAGCACAGGAGGAACGAAAUAAUCUGGUUGAUCGAAUAAAGGAUCUUAAAGAGAAAGAAGUCCAGUGGUUUAAUGAACAAAAUGAACGAGAGCAAGAGGAACAUCGUCGCCGUUUAGCAGCCGAUAUUGAGUCUGCACUAACCAUGUCACACAACAACGAGGACAAAACGUAUGGAUUUGAAAUUAUCAACAAUACAAAUCAAGUCGUUGAUUAUAAAGGCGACAUUAUUCCUGGUCACUGUAAAACAAAACUGGAUUAUGGCGAUGAUAUUAACGAUAUUCUUUGGCAUCCCAGUGGUAACAUGUUUGCGGGAGGCGGUGGCGAUCAUAAACUUCGUUUAUACAAAGUAGUAAAUGACAAAUUUGAAAAAAUUGUUUCUUUGGCUGGUUCAAAUGAAUCAGUACUACGGAUAGAUUUCGCAGCCGAAACCAAUCAAGUUCUCGGAGCUGGCAAUGAUAAUGCCGUUCGUAUUUGGGGAACAGAUAACCAUGUAGUCAAGCACUCGUUAACAGGACAUGGAAAUAAGGUAUCAUCUGCUAAAUUUUUUCACGAUGGUUUACAAGUUGUAUCUGGAUCUUAUGACAGAACAUUUAAACUAUGGGACUUAAAAACUGCCAAGUGUUUGAGAACAUAUUUUACUAAUUCAGUGGUAUAUGACAUAACUUCGAGUGACAAGAAUGGAAUGGUAGCUAGUGGUCAUUACGAUCGUAAAGUACGGUUCUGGGAUAUAAGACUCAAUGAACCGGUUCGUGUAGUCGAACUCGCCAACAAAGUUACAUCACUGGUUCUGUCGUUUGACUCUUCCGUUGUACUUGCAUCAGCACGAGACGAAACAAUGUCAUUGAUCGACCUACGUUCGUACCAAAUUGUUCAUAUAUACAGUGCUGAUCAGUAUCGGACAGGAAGUGAUCACAUUCGUUGUGCGAUAAGUCCUGGAAUGGAAUACAUCGCAUCUGGGUCUAGUGAUGGGUCCAUUUUUAUUUGGAAUCUGAAAACAACCAAGCUUGAAAAAACACUUCAAAAGGGUGGACAUGAGCGAGGCGUGCAUUCAGUUUCGUGGCAUCCCAAAGGAAAUAUGUUACUUAGUGCAGGAAAGGAAAAAACUGUUUGCUUAUGGACUGUUUGA
Loa loa (African eye worm) is the source of this 1605-nucleotide messenger RNA. RefSeq lists its product as hypothetical. Gene Ontology annotation, cellular component: autophagosome membrane. Gene Ontology annotation, molecular function: protein binding. The record is from RefSeq and is a predicted model, not a curated record. The transcript is spliced from 14 exons. Gene Ontology annotation, biological process: autophagosome assembly. Lineage: Eukaryota; Metazoa; Nematoda; Chromadorea; Rhabditida; Onchocercidae. Bases 1 to 1605 code for a protein of 534 amino acids.